AGAAAUUUGUCAUUGAGGCUGCAUGGACAAGAAGAUCUCGGAGUGAAGCUGCAAAAAGGCCCAACAGGAAAUCAUGGAAACAAAGGACGGAUAUGUAUUUGAGACCUUUUUUACUAAACAUUUUCUUUUCAAAACGAUUUAUCCAUGCAAAAGUCAUGCAUCGAGGAACCAGCAAGGUGAUCUCUGUAGCUACCACAAACGCGAAAGACUUAAGGAACACAUUGCCUUCCCUUAUUGACAACAAUGCUGCCAGGGUGAUAGGCAAGUUGAUUGCAGAGCGAUCAAAAGAAGCUGAUGUCUACGCCAUUGCAUAUGAGCCCGGAAGGAAUGAACGAAUUGAAGGUAGACUUGGGAUUAUUCUCGACACUAUCCAAGAAAAUGGCAUCAUAUUUGUUUAAUAUUUCACCUUUUGUGUUUGUUACUUGCAACUAGCUAUAUUAGGUUUUUUUAGUAUCAGUUAUUCCCAACUGUUAGACCCAUACGUCUUCUGUAUUCUUCAGAGCUCGUCUUUAUAGCAUGUGAUAGAGUUAUUUGCCAAAAGAUUGUUCUAUUAUUGUGGUACCAGAGGUCUCGCGGAUUUGACCUUUAUAGGGACUAAUAGCAUUAUAUUUGAGCAAAUGAGAAUGGUGCACGUCCAGUUAGCCAA
Messenger RNA from Nicotiana tabacum (common tobacco), 646 nucleotides. The record is from RefSeq and is a predicted model, not a curated record. Lineage: Eukaryota; Viridiplantae; Streptophyta; Magnoliopsida; Solanales; Solanaceae.